Molecule: messenger RNA, 1338 nt
Organism: Lampris incognitus (smalleye Pacific opah)
Lineage: Eukaryota; Metazoa; Chordata; Actinopteri; Lampriformes; Lampridae
Exons: 10
Coding region: 94-1338 (414 amino acids)
Biological process (GO): positive regulation of GTPase activity; endoplasmic reticulum to Golgi vesicle-mediated transport
Cellular component (GO): endoplasmic reticulum membrane
Molecular function (GO): GTPase activator activity
Source: RefSeq, a predicted model, not a curated record
AGUGGUCGUUGCCGCUGUAACGUCGGUGCACAGAGUGUUAAUGUUAAAUAUAAACGCGUCUAUGACAGUAGGCAUAGUGACCUUUUAACGGCCAUGAAAAAGCCAAAGAGACUUAAACUGGGCGCCGGGUGUCGGGACCAUGGGGAUGGACCCGCCGCGAGAGAACCAGACUGUGGGAAGAAACAGAAGCUGGUUGAUAUACACCAGGCUUUAAACAGUGACCCAGUGGACAUAAAGAGCCUGAGAGAAGCUGCGGUUAAUGAAGGGGGCCUACUCACCGAUGAACUGAGGAGGAAAGUUUGGCCCAAACUACUCAACAUAAAUGUGUAUGAUCUACCGCAUAAACCUGGCCGAGAUGUGCGGGAGAACCACAAAGACUACAACCAGGUUCUGCUUGAUGUCAGGAGGUCUAUGAAGCGGUUCCCUAAAGGUAUGCCAGUCACACAGAGAGCAGUGCUCCAGGAGCAGCUGAUUGACAUCAUGCUGGAGGUUUUAAAACGAAACCCGCAGCUCCAUUAUUACCAAGGCUACCACGACGUGGCUGUCACUCUGCUGUUGGUAGUCGGAGAGAAGACUGCCAUCGCCAUGCUGCACACGCUGUCAAAUCACCAUCUCAGGGAUUUCAUGGAUCCUACUAUGGACAGCACCAAACACAUUCUGAAUUAUCUGAUGCCUAUAAUAGAGCAGGUGGACGCAGAACUACACGACUUCAUGAUCAGAGCGGAGGUGGGGACCAUCUUUGCUUUGUCCUGGCUGAUCACAUGGUACGGCCACGUCCUGUCAGAGUUCAGACACACACUGAGACUCUAUGACUUCUUCCUGGCCUCGCAUCCCCUGAUGCCCAUCUACCUCGCUGCUGCGAUUGUGUUGCACAGGGAGAGGGAGGUGAAGGAGACUGACUGUGACAUGGCCAUGGUCCACCACCUCCUCUCCCACAUCCCUCAGAAUCUCCCGUACGAAUAUUUGAUUGGUCGAGCUCAGGCCUUAUUCGACCAAUACCCUCCCUCCCUGCUCGCCAGGCGGGCCGCGUUGCAGCCUCGCAAAAGUCUGUGCGUCAGUACCUUUCAGUCGUUCCAGCUCUCCACUCUCCACCAGAGACCAGACUCUGUUCUCAGACGCUUGAACAAGGCUCAAGGCGUCGCCACCUCCAGACAUGCCUCCAGACGCCCAGGCCUGGAGCCAGCCUUACCUGGGGACAGAGGCGCUCUGUGGGGGAAGGGGAACAGGAUGGUGAAAAUGGCGGUCUGGGGGUUGUCUGCUACCCUCGGGGCAGCCGUGUUUGCUGUUGCUCAAACCGCUAUGGACUGGGGACCUGAGGUGUUACUGCAACUGUUCUGA